This is a messenger RNA of Aspergillus glaucus CBS 516.65, 1119 nucleotides long. RefSeq names its product cell envelope integrity protein TolA. The coding region runs from base 1 to 837 and encodes 278 amino acids. The transcript has 3 exons. The record is from RefSeq and is a predicted model, not a curated record. Lineage: Eukaryota; Fungi; Ascomycota; Eurotiomycetes; Eurotiales; Aspergillaceae.
AUGGACUCGACAAGUACUGCCACUGGCGAUAAUGAUAUUGCCAGCCUUCAGAAUGACGAGGACAGAUUCCUUGCUAUCUAUCGACUUCUGUCCAAAUGGCAAAACCAACUAGAAUACUUUCUUUAUCAAUUCUGCAAAACUCACGCGCCACAGCUUCUUGUUGACUGUCACUGGUCUUGCCCCGAGGAAGCAGAGCUGACCCAGCUCAGUGAGAAGUUUACUGAAUACUUUUGUUUCCACAAUAAACGUGUCUUCCGUGACCAUGGUGUAUCUGAGGAGGAACGAGAGUCUUUCUGUACCAAGUUGCAGAGUGUUCGCCGAAUCCGAAAUUCCGCUGUUCAUCGGGUACACCCAAGCGCCUACACGAUUAGGAGUUACGCGAAUGAUGCUCUUGACGUUUUGAAGAUUGUGCAACGACUGGGAAAUGAAGAAUUCAAAAAAUCAUUCAACAACCCUUUAAACGAAAUCAUCCAAACAUUUUGGGAAAUCAACAACGACGGGAUAAUGGCAUCCCAGGGUCAUCCAGUGGCCCAGACCAAGCCAGAAUGCAUACCACUCCUUCCGAAAAUGGAACAGAAAGAAGUCAAUAUGAAACGUGGUCUCGAGGAUCAGAAGAUAGCCGCACAGAGAAAAGCCUUCAAUAUUGCGAAGGCGGCUGAAGAUUUCGAAGACUCAAAAAGGGCAAAAGAUGUACGUUUGCGUCGAGUUGAGCAACAGGAAGAAGAGGCUGAGCGAAAGAAGAUCGAGAAAGCUGAAAGAUUCAAAAAGCAAGAGGAAGAUGCGGCAGCGAGAAAGGCAGAGAGAGACGAGAAAGCAAAAGGGGAAUGCAGAAGUUGAAAGUGCAGAGAAAGCCGAGGAGUUAAGGAAACAAGAGGGAAAUGCAGAAGCAAAAAGGACCGAGGAAGCUGAGAAAGCAAGAGGGAAAUGCGAAAGCAAAAAGGGCACAGAAAGCCGAGAAAGCAAAGAAGAAAAAGAAGAAUGCGGAAUCCCAAAGAGCAGAGAAAGUCGAAGAGAGGAAUAGGUCAAAGAAUUGAGUUAACUUCAAAGGAUAUUAUAUGAAGGAGUUAGUCUUAGGCCAUGGCAAGACUCGAAGAAACAGAACAUAAGGAAAAAGCGAGU